UAGGGAAGGAGGGGGAUGUUUCGUGCUGGGUGCCCGGCCAGGGGGGUCCCGCCCGCCGGGAGGGGCCGGCCCGGCCCCGCCUCCGCCCCCGCGGAGCGGUGCGGAGCUGCGCGGAGCCCGGAGGAGCUCGGAGGAGCCGCGGAGAUGCUGAGCUCGCCCUGGGCACGCUUCUACUCCAACAGCUGCUGCCUCUGCUGCCAUGUCCGCACCGGCACCAUCAUCCUCGGCGUCUGGUACCUGAUCAUCAACUCGGUGGUACUGCUGAUUCUGCUGAGCGCCCUGACCGACCCUGACCAGUACCACCUCACCAGUGCCGAAUUAGGGGGUGAAUUCGAAUUUAUGGAUGAUGCCAAUAUGUGCAUUGCCACAGCAAUUUCUCUUCUAAUGAUUCUGAUUUGUGCAAUGGCUACGUAUGGCGCGUAUAAGCAACAUGCGGCUUGGAUCAUCCCUUUCUUCUGUUACCAGAUCUUUGACUUUGCUCUCAACACGUUGGUUGCCAUCAGUGUACUUGUCUAUCCCAGCACAAUUCAGGACUACCUCCGCCAGCUGCCCAGCAAUUUUCCCUACAAGGAAGAGAUCAUGUCUGUGAACCCUACAUGCCUGGUUGUGAUCAUACUCCUUUUCAUAAGCAUCAUUUUGGCUUUUAAGGGUUACUUGAUAAGCUGCGUGUGGAACUGUUACCGGUACAUUAAUGGCAGGAACAACUCAGAUGUGUUGGUGUACAUUACCACCAAUGACACUGCGGUGCUGUUGCCACCAUAUGAUGAUCCUGUGAAUGGAGCUGCUAAAGAUCCACCACCACCUUAUGUGUCAGCAUAAGUGAGAGUGCGCUAUGUACCUAGGGAGGAUAGCUUUACUUUUCAGACACUGGAGCAAUAGUUUGAUAAUUUCACUUCCAGGGUAUAACCUCUAUGGGUUAUACGUUGCUGUUUUGCUGACGUAUUGAAACCUAAAUUGUAUGAUUAAAAUUCUGUAGAUAGUUUUAAUAAUUUGCUGCAACUACAGUAGUGUGCUGAACUAGUUUCAGAACAAUUCUGGGUAGCGAUAAGGUUACAGUAGUUGCUGAAUAGCUUUGUCCACGUCUGACAUGCAGUGCUACAGGAUAGAGAACUUGGCAUUCUCAGUCAAGUUCAGAGUGUAAUGUGCUUUUUUUUUUUUUUUUUUUUAAUUUAUAAAACUUCCAAAGAAUUACAAAUGCGUUUCUCAGAUGCCCACUUUGACCUUCAGAAUACAGACCAAAUCCAAAUAGUGACAUUCAGCUUCAUUCCUGUUCUGCAAAAAUCUAUGAGUAAGCAUACUUACUCAUAUGAAUAGUGAUGAUUGCAAGAAGAAUGAAAGUUACGUACUAUUUUCAUCAAUCUGGCUAGUAAGAAACCAAUUUAAUGGGGAAAAAUAAGUAUGGGAAACCAGAGUAGACAAAGCACUCUGUGAUGUGUAACAAGCCAGAACCUGUGGUCUACAACGACUCAGUCCCAGCCUGUAACUAUUCUAAUGGUCAAAACAAAACAAAACAAAAACAAACAA
Messenger RNA from Cygnus olor (mute swan), 1524 nucleotides. RefSeq names its product lysosomal protein transmembrane 4 beta (gene LAPTM4B). Gene Ontology annotation, cellular component: lysosomal membrane. The record is from RefSeq and is a predicted model, not a curated record. The transcript is spliced from 7 exons. Bases 16 to 819 code for a protein of 267 amino acids. Lineage: Eukaryota; Metazoa; Chordata; Aves; Anseriformes; Anatidae.